This is a messenger RNA of Pygoscelis adeliae (Adelie penguin), 1041 nucleotides long. It is a transcript of the gene SEPTIN3, whose product is annotated as septin 3. The coding region runs from base 1 to 1041 and encodes 346 amino acids. Gene Ontology annotation, molecular function: GTP binding; molecular adaptor activity; GTPase activity. Gene Ontology annotation, cellular component: cell division site; neuron projection; presynaptic cytoskeleton. Gene Ontology annotation, biological process: cytoskeleton-dependent cytokinesis. The transcript is spliced from 10 exons. NCBI's taxonomy places the organism in Eukaryota, Metazoa, Chordata, Aves, Sphenisciformes, Spheniscidae. The record is from RefSeq and is a predicted model, not a curated record.
AUGUUCAAAGGGCCAGUGGAGAGCAAAAACGAAGCAGCCAUGUCUGAGCUGGUCCCAGAGCCGCGACAAAAACCAGUCGUACCGAUGAAACCCAUGGGCAUUAACGCCAACUUGCUGGGCUACAUCGGUAUUGACACCAUCAUUGAGCAGAUGCGCAAGAAAACCAUGAAGACAGGUUUCGACUUCAACAUCAUGGUUGUAGGUCAGAGUGGACUGGGAAAGUCGACAUUGGUGAACACCCUCUUCAAAUCCCAGGUGAGCCGUAAAUCUUCGGGCUGGAACCGGGAGGAGAAGAUCCCCAAGACAGUGGAGAUCAAAGCCAUCGGACAUGUCAUUGAAGAAGGUGGUGUCAAAAUGAAGCUGACAGUGAUCGACACCCCAGGAUUUGGGGACCAGAUCAACAACGAGAACUGCUGGGAGCCUAUUGAGAAAUACAUCAACGAGCAAUAUGAAAAAUUUUUGAAAGAGGAGGUGAAUAUUGCAAGGAAGAAACGAAUUCCAGACACGCGAGUGCACUGCUGCCUCUACUUCAUCUCUCCCACGGGCCACUCCCUGCGGCCUUUGGACCUGGAGUUCAUGAAACAUCUCAGCAAGGUAGUGAACAUCAUCCCGGUUAUUGCCAAGGCUGACACCAUGACCUUGGAGGAGAAGACCGAGUUCAAACAAAGAGUGCGCAAAGAGCUAGAAGUAAAUGGGAUCGAGUUUUACCCCCAGAAAGAGUUCGAUGAGGACUUGGAGGAUAAAACAGAGAACGACAAAAUCAGGCAGGAAAGCAUGCCCUUCGCAGUAGUGGGCAGCGACAAGGAGUACCAAGUGAACGGCAAAAGAGUCCUGGGCAGAAAAACACCUUGGGGAAUCAUUGAAGUGGAAAACCUCACUCACUGUGAAUUUGCCCUACUUCGAGAUUUUGUCAUCAGGACCCACCUUCAGGACCUAAAAGAAGUGACCCACAACAUCCACUAUGAGACCUACAGGGCCAAGCGGCUGAAUGACAACGGAGGGCUGCCCCCCAUGACUGUCGGGACAGAGGAAAACCCCUAA